This is a messenger RNA of Thyridium curvatum, 966 nucleotides long. RefSeq lists its product as uncharacterized. Bases 1 to 966 code for a protein of 321 amino acids. Gene Ontology annotation, biological process: chorismate biosynthetic process; shikimate metabolic process. The record is from RefSeq and is a predicted model, not a curated record. The transcript has 2 exons. NCBI's taxonomy places the organism in Eukaryota, Fungi, Ascomycota, Sordariomycetes, Thyridiales, Thyridiaceae. Gene Ontology annotation, molecular function: shikimate 3-dehydrogenase (NADP+) activity.
AUGUCAGCGGCCAUGUCGAUCACCGAGACGACGUCGAUUAUUCCGGCCAAGGAAAUCGAGCAAUUAGACAAACACGGCUACCUAUUUGGCCAGAAGCUCGCGGCUUCAAUGUCCCCCAUGCUUCACCAGACAAUCUACGGUGCGCUCAGCCUGCGGUGGGAGCAGCUCCGGCUGGACUCGACGGACAUGCCCUUGUUCCUCGAGGCGAUCAAGCACCCUGACUUUUAUGCAGGAGCUUCGGUCACUAUGCCGCACAAGGUUGCCAUCAUCCCACACCUUGACGAGGUGACGGACGAGUGCAGAGAGGUGGGCGCCUGCAACACAAUCUUUGUCCGCGAGUCCAGUGAUGGCCGCCGGAUCUUCUGCGGCGCAAACACAGACACUGUCGGCGUGAGAGAUGCCUUCCUGAAGAAUGUCCCCUCUCCAGAAGCCCUACGUGGGCGUCCGGGAAUGGUCAUCGGCGGCGGCGGCGCUGCGCGUUCGGCCGUCUACGCCCUGCGCAAGUGGCUGGGCGUCACCGACAUCUACAUCAUCAACCGUGAAAAGUCCGAAGUCGAUGCCGUGAUUGCCGAGUGUGCGAAUCGCGGCUACGGACAGGGCCUGAUCCACGUCGAAUCCGUCGAGCAGGCUGAGGCUCUUGAAGGACCUGGCGCAUCCGUCGCUUGCGUGCCGGACUUUCCGCCCAGGACAGAGGCUGAGAAGCUGGCACGGAGUAUCCUCGAGGCCAUGCUGCGGAAGGAGAAGAAGGGCGUACUGUUGGAGAUGUGCUACAACCCCACUCCGUACACCGAGAUCUGGGCUCUUGCCCAAAACGAGGGGUGGGAGGUCAUUCUUGGGACCGAAGCCCUGAUCUGGCAGGGCCUAGAGCAGGAUAAGUACUGGACUGGCCUGGAUACAAGCCAGCUGCCCACCGAACUGGUACGGGAGGCGGUAGCCAAGGAACUGGCCCGGAAAUCACGGCUUUAA